Molecule: messenger RNA, 900 nt
Organism: Psammomys obesus (fat sand rat)
Lineage: Eukaryota; Metazoa; Chordata; Mammalia; Rodentia; Muridae
Product: translation initiation factor IF-2-like
Exons: 2
Coding region: 1-900 (299 amino acids)
Source: RefSeq, a predicted model, not a curated record
AUGGGCUCGCACGGGGGCGAGGUAAGUCCAGGGCGGAGCCCCGGGGCCAGCGGAGCUCACGGAGAGAAAUCCCGAAAUCUGGACGCGCGGCUGAGUCAGACGGCCGGGGCAGCUCCAGCCCCGCUGCGUCCACGCCCAGCCCCCGGGGCUCCCGACCUCGGCCGCGCCGCGCCCCCGGCCCCUCACCCGCCGGCACCCGCCGGGUUCGCAGGCACCGGGAGCAGAACUCAGCCAGCAGCCUCCGCCCCAGAGGGCCGGGGCGGGGCCGGGCUUCUGCGCCUGCCCUCGGGGCGGGACGGCCCCCGGCGCUCUCCUCCGCCCGCGCGCGUCAGCCCGCUGCCGCCCCCGCCGCCCUCUGCCCUCGGCCCACUCCCCGGGCCGCCCACCCGGGCCCCGCCCACUCCCUGGGGCCACUCCCCCGCACCGCCCACUCCCCGGGCCGCUCACCCGGGCCCCGCCCACUCCGCGGGCCCCGCCCACCUCGGACCCCCGCCCACACCGCGGGCCGCCCCCUCCCGCGCCCCACCCACUUCCCGGGCCCCGCCCACUCCCGGGCACUGGCCCCGCCCACUCCGGGCCGCCCUCUCUGCGGCUGCCCUCGGUCUGCGGUCUCUGGUCAGCCUCCCGGCCCUCCACUGCGCGCGCGCGGGCACUGGGCCGCCCGGUCCGGCGGGGCCCGCGGGGUUGAUGGGAGGCGAUAAGGUAGAACCGGAAGGAUGGCGACUUCCAGCCGCUUGCCGUGCGAGACGACACCUUCUUCGCCCAGGAAACGGCCGGCCGCGACCGGCUCCACGGAGCCUCGGGGCCGGGCAGUUCCGGUCUAGAAAAACCCGUUUUGCGCCGGAUCCUAAGGGUUGCCCUUCCUUCUUCUCUUCCAGAUUUCCACCCACCAACGUUUGA